This is a messenger RNA of Penicillium maclennaniae, 1101 nucleotides long. RefSeq lists its product as uncharacterized. Lineage: Eukaryota; Fungi; Ascomycota; Eurotiomycetes; Eurotiales; Aspergillaceae. The transcript has a single exon. Bases 1 to 1101 code for a protein of 366 amino acids. The record is from RefSeq and is a predicted model, not a curated record.
AUGCCAGUGCCAGCAGAGCCCGAGCCGGAAAUACCGGCGGAGCCCGAGCCUGAAGUUGAGCCUGAGCUGGAUCCUGAUAAGCUUCCUUUUCCUGAGGCACCGCCGGUGUUGGUUGCGCUGACGCCGCUUUCACCAGAACCGGAGGCACCGCCAGAGACAUCACCUGAGCCAGAAGCUCCGAUGCCAGCGGAUCCUGAUCCCGAUGCACCAGUGGUGCCAGUACCCGAAGCACCUCCGCUGAGAGAGCCGGAAGCACCGAGACCAGCAGAGCCAGAGCCGGAAGCACCAGCAGCACCAGUACCGGAAGCACCACCGCUAAGAGAACCGGAGGCACCGCCAGAAGCACUGCCUGAGCCGGAGGCUCCAACACCAGCAGAGCCGGUAUCAGAAUUACCUCCGCUAAGAGAACCGGAAGCACCACCAGAAAUACCACCCGAGCCUGAAGCACCAGCCGCACCAGUGCCCGAAGCACCAGCGCUGAGCGAUCCAGAGGCACCAAGUCCGGUCGAACCAGAGCCAGUACCGGACGCGCCUCCACUAAGAGAGCCUGAGGUGCCGAGACCAGCAGAUCCAGAAGCGCCAGCACCAAGAGAGCCAGUGCCAGAAGCUCCUCCAUUAGCUGAGCCAGAAGCCCCUAGGUCAGCAGAGCCAGAGCCACCGAGACCAGCGAAACCGGAACCACCAAGGCCAGCGGAGCCUAAAGCACCAAGACCGGCAGAGCCAGAAGUGCUUGCGCCGAGCGAACCUGUGCCGAAGGCAUCUCCACUGGCUGAGCCAGAAGCACCUAGGCCAGCAGACCCGGAAGCGUCGCCCGAUGCAGAUCCAGAGGCAUCGGCAGAAGCGUCGCCAGAAGCAUCAGCCGAGCCACCCAAGCUAGAACCGAAGCUAGGAAGGAGACCGGCAAGAGCACUAAUACCACCGCCAGCAGAUGUACUUUCACUGCCUUCACCAGAGCCACCGAGCAUGCCAUCAAGCCAAAGACAGGGCUUGCGAGCUUCGAGAGACCUGGAGGCAGGCGCUGCAAGAGCAGUACCCGCGAGGAAAAGAAUGGCGGUAUUCUUCAUGAUUAACGAUAGAACAGAAGAAUCGAAUUGUGAAUGA